AUGCCCUUUUCGGUGGUACAAACCCGUGGAGCAAGGGGCCAUGGAGAACUAUCUGUUGUUCCAGAUUCCUGGGUUCAAGGAACAAGCAGCGGUAAAAUGUAUCUGUUUUGGCCCAACUCUCAAGACCGGGUAAAUACCGAGAUUCUGAAAAAUCAAAAAAAAAUUACUCAUCGUGUGGGAAUAAUAGAAGCACAAUUAAAUACCCUACUUAACUACACCGAUGUGGGAAACGCAGAAGCUGCUUUAGUCGACAAACCAUUAAUAUCUAACUUCGAGGAGCUCAGUGAAUUCGAAAGUAGUUUGAGCAAUGAAGAAUAUUUCCAACAAAUAUCUAAAGCUAAAAAAAUAGAAAUAGUUGAUAAAAAUGUUCAAAACAGGUUGUUUGCGCUUCUUGAUGGCAUUUUUGAUAAAAAUUUUUUGGUUAAAUGUUCAUGGACAGGCAUUUCUAAAACUGGUACCAAAAUAGCAAUGAAUUCAUACAAAAACAUUCUAAAACUGUUUAAACAUGUUGGAAGCACUAACGUAAUAAAAGUGUCGGAUGAAAUGUUAAAAACUUUUCUGAUGAAGAGACUUAAGCAUGCCGAAGAACGUGCUAAAGCUAAAGGGAUACGCAAAUCGUCAUCUCGAGUACGCCAACCAAAAUAA
Molecule: messenger RNA, 645 nt
Organism: Anopheles marshallii
Lineage: Eukaryota; Metazoa; Arthropoda; Insecta; Diptera; Culicidae
Exons: 2
Coding region: 1-645 (214 amino acids)
Source: RefSeq, a predicted model, not a curated record